Messenger RNA from Blumeria graminis f. sp. triticale, 4209 nucleotides. The record is from the annotation of a GenBank genome assembly. Lineage: Eukaryota; Fungi; Ascomycota; Leotiomycetes; Helotiales; Erysiphaceae.
AUGGAUAAUCCACCUCGAAACAGACCCAGUGGGGUUAGCAACAUCAGUAAAGGGAAUCUGAGUCGUGUUGAGCAAUUUGAAAAUGAGAAGACGCGAAUAAUUGAGAGCUGCUUUUCAAAAAGAGAGGAGGACGGGUCAAGUACACCCACCUCGAGCUUUUCUGAAUCAUAUAUUACUCAUUUGAGAAUAGAAGAGGAUGCAGCAUUUCCCUCAUCCCCGGCCCCACCAAACGCUAACCCAGACUCGAAGAAAUAUCGCACAAUCGUCGUCGCUGUACGAAAAACUGGACGGGUACGCGUGCACAAGGCGAGAGAAAACGCGAAUGGAACCUUUUCAAUCGGUAAAACGUGGAUACUUGACGAUUUAACGGCAGUACAGUCAUACACUGGCUCAGCGCCCUCCGGUGGAGACUCAGAGCAACACAAGCUAUGGGCAGGAAACACAGGAUUCACUGUUACUUUAGGCAAACCUUAUUAUUGGAAGGCGAACUCUCAAAAAGAAAAACAAUUUUUCAUUGCGAGUUUAGUUAAAAUUUAUCAUAAGUACACAGGAGGUAGUCUACCAGAUAUGAUUGGCUUUGACCAAAAGGAAAGAGACCAGCUAUCAGGGAUCGCCACUCCCUCACGUCCCCCACCCAUAUCGACCCAAAGUUUCUCGCAAGGUCAGCUACAAACCCGGGAUACACGGCAGAAUCUAUCACAGCGAAACGAUAAUAACGAAAAUCCCGGGCAAGCCACACCAACAUCACCAAAUGGAAAGCUGCCGGUGAGCAAGAACCAGACAAGGUUACAACCCGGUCCCACGAGUAGUGGCUCAAAUUCUAGUUACCAGUUAUCAGGCUCUUCUCGUCUACCACCUUCAUUCAAAAGAUUACCCUCCAACCAAAGUCAGCGAUCCUUCAAUCAAAAUGAGGAGGAGAACAUCGAGUCUACAUCGCGAGCCAAUCAGGACGAGUCCUCAGACACCGCUGAAAAAUCCCCUAACCCUCAAUUAAGAGCCAACGCACAAGGUAUUCCUACUUCGGAUAGUACCCCAUUUAGAGGAAGAAGUGCAGGCGAGGCUCAAGCUGAUUCGCCGCAAAUGCCUGCGCCUUUAUCAAUAAACUCAGAGGUACGUAGACCUUCAAUAUCAGCUAUGAAUAAUUCACGUGAAAAUUUACCAAAUUCAAACGAAAAUAUUUCUGCUGCUACUCUUUCUAGCCCAACGCUCAGAAAAGAAGAAAAAUACCAUGUCUCAAGGAAUGAGAAAACGCAUUCAACUGGACCCAGCGCUUCAAAUACCUCGUUAAUUUUAACAGAUAAUGCUAGUACAUCCUCACCGAAAAAAGGAGAUGCUUUUAAGUCAAGCACGAAUAAGGUCUCAAAUCAAUCGCAAAGCUCCUCGAUAACGACCGAAAUACCCUUGCAAGGAGAAUACCGUUCUGGGAUUAGCUCUAAUAUAUUUAAAUCUAAAUCUAAAUCUAAAUCUGACGAUUCCGGAAUUUUUAGCGGUGCCGCAACCGCUAUCAGUAACUUGAAGCCUCGAAUCGGAGGGACUGCAGAUCAGACCAAAGACUCAAAGCAAAAGCUCUCUGAUACCAUUGAAGGUUACACAGGUGCUGGACCUAUAUCAGGAUUUCUUCGUCUACCUGGUUAUGGUAAUUUGCUCUCAAAAUCACCGAAGGUUCCUGACCCAAAACCACGAGUUGACGAAGAAAUUCCUGAGAUAAGGCUCAAUACUGCACCAUCCAAACUAGUUAGUGAGGAAUUACCACCGACUCCCAGUGACACAGACUCUCACGAAAAUUCUCAUUUCCUCGAAAACAAGAAAUCCAAGGCGCCCACAGAAAAGAUAGCCAAAGACCUAGCUACCAUAGGUGUGGAUCCUAUUAUUCUAGGUGGGCGUGGUGGUGACUUAAUAUGUGCAUGGGAACAAUUUGGUUGGUCUGGCGAAGGAAUGCGAACGAAGAGUGUUGAUCGCAUGAAGGAAAAAGUUGAACGUGAGCUUUGUCGAAUCCAGGCAGGAGGCUGGCUUAGUCGACUUGAGGAAGAAGACGAACGAAUCGAAGCAAUAAAAACUGGAUUUAAUAAAGUAAUCAACGAAUGUGAUGAGCUUGAUGGCCUCUUAACAUUGUAUUUAGUAGAACUCGGCACCUUGAAUGAAGAUGUUGCAUACAUCGAAGCACAAUCCCAGGGAUUACAAGUUCACACUGCGAAUCAGAAACUUCUUCAAACUGAAGUUCAAUCUCUCCUACAAACUAUCUCUAUAUCAUCCAAGCAGCUCGAAAGCUUACGAGAGUCAUCUCUAGAGUCUAAUCGUGGUCUCAGCGAUAUAGAAACCUCCUUAGUAAUUCUUUACAAAGCUAUGUUAACUAUUGAUCCCUCUUUGGGUAUAUCUGGUCCCAAACGCAGUGAGGAUGGUAGUGCGAAUUCUGAAAAACCUGGUGUCUAUGGAAAUAAUGAAAUCGGUAGCAUGCAGGUACUUCAAGAAAAGAAGGAAGUUUAUAGGAAUGAAAUCGCAGUUUUCAUGCGUCGACUCAAGCCAUUUCUUGAGGUUAAAUUUUCCGCUGCAUUUGAUCAAGUCCGCCACACAUUAGAAAAAGAAAAAUCUAAUAGUCUCGCUAGAUCACCUGGAAGGACAAAACUUGAUACCACUAAACACGAACUAGCACGCAACUUACUUUGGAAGUACGCCCCACUAAUGCUUUUUGCGCGUGAGGUAGAUCGAAAAGAGUGGGAAAAUCUGAUCAAGAUGUACGAAAGUGUCUCGAGACCAGUCUAUCAAGAGGAGUUCCAAGUUGCUAUUGUGGCGUCUAAAUUUGCGGCCAGAAAAUUUAUUGGGGAGGAAACUGAUGUAAUAUUCACAUCUCAAGUUGAGAAACAAGCCGAAGGUCUUGCUUCAACUGCUCGCAAAUUAACCGUGAAGAAAAGCCAAAAUUUGGCAAAGAGCUUACGGCCUCCAAUUGGUGACAACAACACGAAAACCUCAUUCGAUAAAAGUCUCGGCGUGGAGCCAUACGAGGUCACUGAGGAAGCAAUAUCAAAGAUGGUUUCUGUUAUAAGUAUGGAACAGAAUUUCUUUGUCGAUUUCUUUCACGUAACCUCACUUGAGCAGUAUGACUUCCUAGAUACUAUCGCAGCUUCAGCUCCAGACGAUAGACGCGGUAUUGAUAUAAGAAGGCCUCGUGUAAUGGAUCCUAAUCGAGACAUGGCUAUGCUUGUCGUUCAGUCGAUGGAGGAAAUUUAUUCUUUUUUUCCAAAAGAAAUAGCAGGUUUGGUAGAUUGGAGUCUUCAGUCUGAUCCAUUACAAAGUGUAGGAAUUAUUGCGGCACUAGAACGGAAGAUACCUGAAUAUGAGGAGACCAAUCAAGAAUAUUUAAACCGAACACUCCAGAAGCUGCACACUCAAUUAAUUGGCACGUUCAUCAAAUUUCUUGAUGAUCAAAUCCGUGUCAUUGAAGAGACGAAAGUUAAAAUCAAAAAGCGAAAAGGAGUGAUCGGAUUCAUCCGGACUUUCCCGGCAUUUUCCAAUGCACUUGAACGAAAGUUAAUUGCAGCUAAUGGGCUUGAAAUCAGAAGUACAAUCAAUAAUGCGUAUUCCCGUAUCAACAAAGCCAUGUUCGAAGCACUUAAAGUCAUCGCUAGAGAUAACCCAAGCGCACAGAUUGCCGUAUCAGACCCAGCUGAUAAAGAAGCACUGAAUUAUGAGAUUCUACUGAUGCAGAAUAUGCACCAUUAUAUUGAAGAAGUUGAUACUCGCAUGAAUCAAGUUCUUGAGGAAUGGAAACAGAAUGCAAUCAACGAAAUGGAUGAACACAUGACCUUAUACUUGGGUGCCGUAAUUCGGCGACCACUUGGUAAGUUACUUACUUUUCUCGAAAGCGCGGAAAGUAUGAUGCUUUCUCGGCAACCAGGAGAACAAAUAUCGAAAAUAUCUGGUAUGCCGAGUCAUUCCGAGUCUACCUUUAAGAAGGUGCUCGCUGAUUACGACUCUAAGGAGAUAAAGCGUGGUAUUGAAUCUCUUAAGAAGCGAGUUGAAAAACAUUUUGGAGAAGAGCAUGAUGCAGGAACCGCUAGUGGAAAUAGUCUUGUUGUCAGGGUACUUCAGGGCUGUGAGAAAUAUUACGAAGACGUCGAAGGCCGGAUACUGACAAUUAGCCGAGAUGUCUAUAACGGAGCAAUCGCGGCAGAGUGGACAAGAGCAGACGUAUCAGCGGCUUUUAAGAAAUAA